AUGAAAGAAUAAGUUCUGCAUGAGAAAUAUGUUAAGCUGCUUGAAAAUGGGAGAUUACUUUUACUUCAUCACAGAGGAGCAGGGAAAUACUAUAGAAUGAAUUUUGCUUUUCUUACUGUUUUCCUUGGCAUGUCAAUUAGAAACUAUUAUACUAACUCAGCAGUAUUUUUAUCUGAAAGAUUUGGAAAAUUCUAUAUAUUUCUGAUAAUGAGUGGCAUGACCGGUCUGUUAUUCUUUGGAAAUAGGCAUAUUAGGAGUCUUUAUUUAGAUCUUUCAGGCAAAAAUGUGCUAAUAGAAACACAUACCUUCUUUGGUCUUGCAUAAGGUCGAGAAAAGAUCAUUCCAGUUAAGCAGCUCUAAGGAAAUCGAAUGUUUUACUCCCCAAAGAUGAACUUAUAUCAAUUGGAAUACAUAAAGCCAGGCAAAUGGACUAAAAAACGUUCAUUUUUCUACAGACCAGAGUAUAUAGCUGAUUAGGAUAUAUGGCAAAAGAUUAGAAAGGGUGAGGAACUACCAGACGAUCUUACACAUGUACCAAUCGAUGAAGAAGCUGAGAAAUUUAAGAAGCUAAAGAAGAAGGCAGAAGCUCUUAAAAAGUUUAAAUGA
Stylonychia lemnae is the source of this 606-nucleotide messenger RNA. The record is from the annotation of a GenBank genome assembly. NCBI's taxonomy places the organism in Eukaryota, Ciliophora, Spirotrichea, Sporadotrichida, Oxytrichidae.